Molecule: messenger RNA, 1239 nt
Organism: Paracoccidioides brasiliensis Pb18
Product: GTPase-activating protein GYP8
Exons: 3
Coding region: 1-1239 (412 amino acids)
Biological process (GO): positive regulation of GTPase activity; endoplasmic reticulum to Golgi vesicle-mediated transport
Cellular component (GO): endoplasmic reticulum membrane
Molecular function (GO): GTPase activator activity
Source: RefSeq, a predicted model, not a curated record
AUGGAUAGCAACAACAGCCUCCCAUCCACCAAGAGAGCCAGAGCAUCAUCGGGGCUGAACCGCCGUUCUUCAGAUGGCCAAAGCGUCCCUGACGCCCAUAAACCGAAACGGGAUGAGAUCCUACGUGCUUGCAAGGCCCGAGAUGUCCAAGCAUUAGUCUCCCUGUCCACAUCAGAGGGAGGCUUGCUGCAUGAUGAUCUCCGCCAAGCUGCCUGGCCUGUUCUAUUGGGAUACGAUCCCAGUACAGAUCAUCCCGCAGCGUCCGAAUGGACAAGUUUACCCGUGCACUGUGACGAGGAGCAAGUGAAGCUUGACGUGAAUCGGUCCUUUGUACACUACCCAAACUGCCAAACCGAAAAGGAGUUGGACAACAAAAAGCAACAGCUAUCGGACCUGAUAACCAAGGUCCUCAGGAAAUACCCCAUGCUAUGCUACUUCCAAGGCUACCAUGACAUCGCGCAGGUCCUGCUUCUAGUCCUUGGAGCUGAGCAAGCCAGUCACGCCUUUGAGCGGAUCUCUCUCUUGCGCAUACGUGACUACAUGCUGCCCACUUUAUCCCCAGCACUAAAACACCUCCAGCUCAUCCCGGCCAUCCUCCACUGUUCCAACCCCAAUCUUUGCCGCCAUCUCUCCGGCACCAAACCUUUCUUUGCACUCGCAGCAACCCUGACGCUCUACGCCCAUGACAUCGAAGCGUACGCAGACAUAGCCAGACUCUACGACUUCAUCCUCUCCCACGAGCCAGUCGUUUCCAUCUACCUCUUCGCCGCCAUAAUCCUCUCGCGGAAAAAAGAGCUUUUCGAAAUCCCCCUCGACGAGCCGGAAAUGAUCCACUUCACCCUCUCCAAAUUGCCUCACCCAAUUGACCUCGAAGCACUUGUCGCCAGCGCUAUGCAGCUCUACUCCACCCAUCCGCCGGAGAAACUCCCCUUCCGCGCAUGGAAGAAGAUCCCGAGCAGCAGCGUGCUCAAGACGUCAAGGGAUCUCAGCUCUCUGCGGGUCACUCCGGAGGAAGCGAAGAAGCUGCUGGAGCUGCAGAAGCGGGACCUGCGGCGGGAAGAGCUGAGGCAAAAGGCUGCUGGCUUUAUGUGGAAGUAUAGGCGGCUGGCUGGGUCAAUUGGGCUGGCUGUGUUUGUUGGUGUUCUUUCGUACUGGAUCAUGAGGAACGACAACAGCGCUAUGUCUGUAUGGAGGCGUUGUUUGGGGUGGCUUAAGAGCGCUUUUCAGGCUCGCUGGUAA